Molecule: messenger RNA, 1467 nt
Organism: Rhagoletis zephyria (snowberry fruit fly)
Lineage: Eukaryota; Metazoa; Arthropoda; Insecta; Diptera; Tephritidae
Product: alpha-tocopherol transfer protein-like
Cellular component (GO): membrane
Molecular function (GO): phosphatidylinositol bisphosphate binding
Source: RefSeq, a predicted model, not a curated record
CAUCUGUACAUUACAAAACGAUAAGCAUAUGGGCGUAGUUAUGUAUCACUCUCUAUAACUUAUUAAACACACACCAAAUUAACCAGUCAGCAAAAUGGUGAAAGCGCUUUGCAUAGAGUUCGAUGAUAAUAAAGUGCCCUACAUCGAUUUGAGUACUGGAAUUAUUCGCAUGGAAAAAGAGGAAGCGCCAGAGUGGGCGUUGGAGAAAGCCCGCCAGGAAUUACGUGAAGUGCCCGAAAUAAUGGAACCGGCCAUUAAGAAGCUGCGUGAGCUGAUACAAGAAGAAAAACAUCUGAAGUUGCCGCUUGAUGAUGAAUAUAUGAAAAUGUUCCUGCGACCAACCCAUUACUAUCCAGAAUCAGCGAUGAAGAGGCUCAAAAACUUCUAUCACAUGAAGGCGAAAUAUGGUGCUCCCUGUGAAAAUAUUGUACCUAGUAAGCUGAAAAAUGUUUUUGAGGAAGAUUUGUUAUCACUAUUUCCCAACCGAGAUCAACAUGGACGUCGCAUACUUGCCAUCGAAGCUGGAAAAAAAUGGAAACCCUCACGCGCCCCGCUGAUUGAUCUUUUCCGCACCAUACAAUUGACGGUCUUGGGCUCUAUGGCUGAACCAUUAUCGCAGAUUUGUGGUGCUAUAGUCAUUAUCGAUAUGGAGGGCCUGCCAAUGAGCCAUGUUAUGCAAUUUACGCCCUCCUUUGCCGCCAUGCUGCUCGACUAUGUGCAAGAAUGCAUUUGUAUGCGACUGAAAGCGGUGCAUAUAGUAAAUAAUUCGUAUAUAUUCAAUAUGCUAUUCGCCAUUUUCAAGCCAUUCAUACGCGAGAAGCUGCGAAAGCGGAUAUUCUUCCAUGGCAAAGACUGGAAGUCGCUGACGUCGCACAUCGAUAAGAAUGCGUUGCCUGUGAAAUAUGGCGGCACUGGCACUUGGGAUUUGCCUGCCGGCAAGCUGUUAGGCGAUUUCUUCGAAUGCUACUCAGCUGAUUAUGAAUUGGCGGACACGUAUGGCUUCACAAAGGACUAUCAAAUGAAAAAGUAGUGCAGUGCAAUAACCUUUUCACCUACAUACAUCCAUUCGUACAUACAUAAAUAUUUACAUAGAAUUAAUUUAAAACAAAUUUUUGGUACUAGUUUUAAUCGUUGCCUACGUACAUAAAUAUAAUUAGCAAUUUGUAUUUAUGUGGCUUAAAAUUUUUAUAUAUAAAUUUAUGUAGAUAACUAAUGUGAUAUUCUUUAGUUAAACUAUAUACACUUAGAGCUAUUGUGUGUGUAUAUUUUAUGAAAAAAAAAAAUCAAUAAUGCUUGCCGAUAUGCACCAUUUUGCCUACAAAGAAAACAAAAAAACAACCGUAAACAUACAGUAUGAUUUCUAAAAGAUGUUAAAAUUAUAAUGCUUCGUUUAAAGCUUAGACUUGUGGUGAUGUUUGUAAAAUAUUGAAAAUAAAAAAUUUUACAUAUGUACAGUAAGAGCGAAAA